Molecule: messenger RNA, 3561 nt
Organism: Penicillium angulare
Lineage: Eukaryota; Fungi; Ascomycota; Eurotiomycetes; Eurotiales; Aspergillaceae
Product: cohesin subunit IRR1
Exons: 2
Coding region: 1-3561 (1186 amino acids)
Biological process (GO): sister chromatid cohesion
Cellular component (GO): chromatin; nucleus; cohesin complex
Molecular function (GO): chromatin binding
Source: RefSeq, a predicted model, not a curated record
AUGGACAUAGACAAUGCCAGUGACCCUUCAUCCACCCCCGCGGAGGACCGCCGCAAAUCCGGUCGAACGACGCGACGACCAGACGUAUUUUCUCAAAGCAAUCAUUCCGGACGCGAACAAGCACUCGGUGGGAAACGCAAGCGCGGCGAUGCGCAUGACGACGAGGACGAUGACGACUUGUCUUCCGAUUCGGAAAGCGAUGAAUCCUCGGAUGAUGCCGCGGACGAGGAAGAGAUAAAAGCAAAGCGACGCGCCGCUCGCAAGACCAAAACGAAGAAAACAACAUCUAGAAAAAGGGCUCCUGCAUCGAAAAAGCCAAAGGUUGCUACCAAUGGAGUCGGACGACAACUGGCCUUUCGGCCCGCCCUCAAUGGCCGCCUAUUGGCACCGCGUCCCCGGAAUCCCAAGGUACGGCCUAGUCUCGCGGCGGGCGAGCGUGGUAUCUAUGCGGAGGUCUUUGGCAAAAGUAACAACGCCGAUACCGCGGCCGCACAAUGGCUGAAUCUGUACCAACGCAACCAGUGGCAAGCUGUCCGGGAUAUUGUGAACUUUGUUCUGCGAUGCACCGGCUCCGACCUGGAGAUUACUACAGAGGAAGCCGAGGACAUCGACAAUGCGGCUGCUCGACUCACAGACCUCCAGAGCACAUACCAAGACCAGGGCAUCGCAGAAUACCCUCUAAUAUCUCGCGCGAAAAAAUAUCGUGCAUUCCAACCUGUUCUGGAGGAGUUCAUGGUUGCUCUUAUCCAAACAUUCCACCACUCCUCAGUAUUGUACACGGAUGAGUCUCUACUUGAAAACAUCCAAGUUUGGUUUACUCCCAUGAGCACGGCCAAUUGUCGCCCAAUCCGGCAUACGGCCACUAUUGUAUCUCUGGCGAUUAUGAACGCACUAUGUGAAAUCGCUCAAGAGGUUGCGACGACUCUGACUACUUCUCGUAAGCAGCUUGAAAGCGAGAAGAAAAAGAAAUCUGUGAACAAAGGCAGAGUUGAAGCCAUCCAGACGGCCAUAUCAGAGAAUGAACAAAAGUUGCAACAACUGGAUGAAUUUAUUCAAGACGGAUUCGAUGUAAUCUUUGUCCAUCGUUACCGCGAUGUAGAUGAUAAUAUCCGUGCCGAAUGUAUCGCAGCUCUGGGCGGCUGGAUUCGCUCAUACCGAGAGCUUUUCUUUGAAGGUCAAUAUUUGCGAUAUAUUGGCUGGAUUCUCUCAGAUGUCGCCCCGAGCACACGGUUGAUUGCACUGUCACAACUGCUUCCCCUUUAUGAGAAGAAAGAUAAUGUGGGUGUUCUCAAUUCUUUCACAGAGCGCUUCCGUCAGCGUAUUGUGGAGAUUGCUGUCCAAGAUGCCGAGAUCACAGUGCGUGCGACAGCUAUUGAGUUAUUGAUGCAUCUUCGUGAUGGAGGCCUACUUGAGCCCGAUGAUAUUGACGCUAUCGGAAGGCUCGUCUUUGAUGUCGAUCCUCGCAUUCGGAAGACGGCAGGCCAGUUCUUUGUUGCCAAUGUUCAGGAUGCACUCGAGUCGAUGACAGAAGAGGUGGAAGAUGAGGUCAAUGAAAUGUUCCCUGAUGAUGAUGAGGAUGAUUUCGAGUCUCCUAAGCGUUCGUGGAUCAAGUUCAAAUGCCUAGCCGACAUCUUCCACGCCUACGACGAACAGGAGGUAGAGCAGCCAGAAACUACAGUUCCAUCCCGUGGAUUACUUCUAGGAGCGCCGGCAGAUUCGCGAUUCGUUUUGGCGACUGAAGCGAUUUAUCCUCAUAUGGAAGAACUCUCUCAAUGGCAGUCACUCGCUGGCUAUCUUCUUUACGACCACUCCCAAAUUGACGAUAGCCCAACCGAGGAUGACUCCACUGGAGUGGUUCGAAGUCUGUACAAAAUGCAAGAGGGACAAGAAUCUGUUCUACUCGAAGUGCUUUGUGCUUCUGUCAAACUUCAGGUGCUUGACAUCGCCAAAUCUGACAUCGAUAAGCGGGGCCGUAAGAACAAAGCUCUAACGGCCAAGAUCCCUGAGCUCCAAGAGGAGAUCUCUCACAACCUGGCACAAAUUAUUCCCCAGCUUCUUAACAAAUAUGGCUCUUCCCCAGAAGCCGCAUCUGCUGUUCUUCGACUAGAACACUUGGUUGACCUAGACACAAUUCAAGACCUUCAGAAAGAUGCUACAGCUUACUCCGCUCUGCUGAAUGAUAUCAACAGGCAAUUCUUGACGCACUCUGACCAGGAUGUCUUAGCAGAAGCAAGCGUUGCUUUCUUACAUGCCAAGAGCUCCGAAGAGAUGCGAGAAGCCCUUGAAGGCAAGGUGCAGGAGCUGUGGGAUGAUCUCGUGGAGGCACUUGGAGCUUUGUCUCGCAAGAAGGAGGUCCAGAAUGGCAACUCCAUUUCCGACCCAACCCUGACGGAACUCACCAACGCUGUAACUCGAAUUUCAAAUCUUGCCGGCAUCACAGACUGUACAGCAGUUUUAGAAACAGUGCCCACUUCUCGCUCAAAGUCUAAGAAGGAUCACCACGAGGCUCCUUUUAAUACAUUGAUUCACCUCACUGAGCGUGGCACUCUCGCAGAAGACGAUGAUGAGGAUGUUGCCAGGGCAGAGACAGAGCUGGUCUCUAGUACCAUCCGCACAUUGUUAUUCUACUUCAUGUGGAAAGUACAGGCUUUGUCAUCUGCCCUGCGGGAAGGCAAGGCCUCGUUCAGCACAUCUUACUUUGAAGCACUUACGAAAAGUCGAGAAACUUUCUCAUCUUCCCUUAUUAAGAUCAUGAGCGAGCGAUCCAAUCUUGAUGAUCUGCGCUUUACCGCUGCCACCACCUACCUUGAUCUCCAAACACUAUUCAGCACCCUUCGCAACCUAGGGCAAGGCGUCGGAAACGACGAAGAUGUCAUUUUCCAGGCUCAAAGCCUCGUUCAUGAAAUACCAGCUGAAGCGCAAGCUAUUCUCCUUCAGAUCCACAGCAUUACCGAGCGCACCUUCGCAAAGAAAUCCGGUAAAGACCUGGAGCCCGGUGAAGACGAUGAGCCAGAAUCAGAAGAUGAACCCGAGGACGAUGAGGAUGAUAACUCUGACGAUGAGGCCGUGAACACCGAGCGCCUACGUUCAAGCAUCAUCGCCGAGCAACGCUUAUGCGAAUUGACUGGCAAGAUCGUUCUAGCCAUUAUCGGUCGAGUAGCCGAUGCCUCUGGCUCAAAACGCGGUACCUUGAAGAAACGUCUGCUUCGCAAUAAGGCUGGCUUGGGUCAGAACUACCGUGAGGUCUUAUCAUAUCUUGAAGAGCGGAAACCUCGUCCUCCCCGCAGUAAGGGCAAACAGCCCGCAAAACCAGCUGGCCAGGGACAGACACCUGGUGCUGGUGCUGCUAAGGACUUCAAGUCUACAGAGCGUGUGGAUGAUGACGAUGAAGAGAGUGAUGCCGAUGGUGCCGAUGGUGCCGAUCAUGCAGAAGAGGAUGAUGAAGAAGACCUGCGUGCUCGGGAACUCGUCGAGGAAAAUAUUGAUCGUGAGCAUGAUGAGAAUGAAGAGCUAAACAAUGGGACACCUGAACCGGAUGAGGAUGAGGUGAUGGGUGACUAA